Molecule: messenger RNA, 1980 nt
Organism: Durusdinium trenchii
Lineage: Eukaryota; Dinophyceae; Suessiales; Symbiodiniaceae
Source: the annotation of a GenBank genome assembly
AUGGCGGACAACUUGCGCCUUGCGGCGGAGCCAGCUGUUACAACCAUUCCGGUGGUCACUGUGCCAGCACGGGUCACAGAGGUGCCAACCUCGGUCCCUGUGACACAGGUGGCACCUGUGACACAGGUGACUCAGAGCCAGGUGAGUGGUGUUGCUGCCACUUUGUCACAGCCAGGCUACAUCAUCCAAGGGCCUCCUGGGCCUCCUUCAUCCCAUGUGGCGUCUCCCAGAGUCUACUACCGGGACGUGUCCCCUGACCGUGUGGUGUACCGGGAUAGCAGCUCCAUCAGCCCUGCCUUAAGGUCCUGGGUGGAGUGCCUGGUGGACAACCGUGUGGAUCAAGCCAUGCGACAGCUACAAGAUGGGAACUUUGCGCUUUUGCUGGAGCAAACUCGCCAGGAUGCCAAUACCAUCUCACACAACACCAACUUAGCCCUGCAGCAGUCUGAGGAGGCACGCAGGCGGCUGGAAGCUCAAGUCCGCUCCCUCAAUGAUGGACAGUCCAAAUUGAAGGCCAUUGUGGAGAACUUGUCCGGAGAGAAUGAUCGACAAUUCUGUUCCAGCAGCCAAGCCAAAGCCGAGGCGGUGCAAUCCGUGGAGCGCGUGGUGGCCACGGUGCAGGAGCUGCGGCGCACCAUGGAGCAGGACGGCGACGUGGUCAGCGCGCGGCUCCGCGAGCACGCCUUGGCCAUCGACGACCUGCGGCGCUCCACCGCCGAGGACGUGGCGCGGCUGCGCGCCGCGGCGGCGGACCUGCAGCGGCUCAGCGCGGAGGCCACGAGUCGCCAGCGGCAGAACGGGGACGAGUUGGCCACCACGGCCGCCUCGGUGGCCGCCACACGGCAGGAGCUGGCCGAGCUAUCGCGGCAGCUGCAGGGCUUUGACCGGAAGUUGUCUGGGUGGAAGAGCGAGGUGAAAGUGGAGGUGUUGGAAGAGGUGGCUGGCCGGGAAAUCUCCCAAAUGGCAGACACACGCAUUGAUUUGGAAUCCAGGAUUGAACGGCUCAAAGUGGAUUUGGCCACCCUGGGGAAGAUGAAGUCGGAGACGGAGAAUCGAUUUCAUCACAUGGAGCAGGAUUUCGCCACCCGCCUGGGAGACCUGGAGUCCUUCUGUGACAACCUCCGCUCGGAAGUCUUCUCAGCGACCAACGCGCGGGUGGAGACCUUGGAUGCGAGAUCUUCGGAAGCUCAACAAAGCUUAUCCAGGCGCUUUGAUGCCUUACAGGUGGGUGUCCAUGAAGAUGUGGAGUCCACUCGCCUGGAUCUCAAGAAGUUGUCAGCUCACGUGAAGAGACUGGAGGACCAACACAGUUCCAUCCGGGAGGAGGUCGCCUCCGAGGUACGUUUGGCCAUCGCAGGCAUCCCUGACUACAGCCAUGAUGAAGGGCCACUGCGUGCGGAAAUGGCACAGAAGCUCAGUGACCUGGGAGCCAGGCUCAAUGAUUUAGGAAGCCGACUUCAGCAAAUGGAAUUGGCCACGCGGGAGAGUUUGGAACUGCGAGUGAGCCAUGUGAAUGCUGAAGCUCAGCAAGGUGUUGACCAAGUGAGGAGUGAAGUCUAUGCUCUCCGGAAGCUCCUCAAAGAGGAGCAAAGCGUCGUCGCCGCGUUGGAUGAGCAGCUGUGGCUCACGGACCAGCGGUUAGGUCAGAGGAUCGAUGAUGCCGAAAGAGCCAUCCAUCGAGAACGGCUCAGCUUCGAGGCCAGACCUCUCCGCACGCCCCAGACUUCGGGACAGACCUCUCCGAACGGAGAAUCGAAGAGUCCAGGAGGUUUAGCCAUGGCACGCUUAGCAGCCGAGGGCUUUGCUGCUUUGGCCCACGAGGAGGUGGAUGAGCCCAGUGGACGGCGAGGAUCUGGGCCUUCUGGGCUGUCCAUGGCACGGCAAGCCGGAAGCUUAGUGAACCUGCUGCGACAUGCACAAGUAGCCAAAAGGAGCCAUUUGGAGCCAGAGAGACUUGGACACAGAAUACAGUAUGUAUGA